CCACUGGAUGAAUAAUCUGUUUUUUACGCGUUAAAUCCACCCGCGAAAUCUACCCGCGGAUGCGAGCGAGCGAGCGAGCGAGCGGCCCUGGGGUGGUGGUGGUAGCGGCGGCCGGGGAGGGCGUGGAGGUGGAGGUGGCUCCAAUGGCGGAGUGGUGAGGGGGGGCUAAGAAGAAGGGAGAGGAGGGGGAGGGGAGAUGAUACGGUACCAGAUACGGAACGAGUACGGGCUGUCGGAUCCGGAGCUGUACUCGCCGGGGGGGAAGGAUGACCCGGAGGCGCUCCUCGAGGGCGUCGCCAUGGCCGGCCUCGUCGGCGUGCUCCGCCAGCUCGGGGAUCUCGCGGAGUUUGCAGCUGAAAUAUUUCAUGGCCUGCAUGAAGAUGUGAUGGCCUGUGCUUCUAGAGGGCAUGGUUUAAUGCUUCGGAUGCGGCAGUUAGAGGCAGAAUUUCCUGCAGUUGAGAAGGCCAUUAUAUGCCAGUCUGACCAUUCAAAUUAUCCACAUGAUGAUGGUGUUGAGUGGCGUGCAAAUCUUCAGAUUAAUCAAAAUAUGAUCAGUCAAGGAGAUAUGCCACGUUUCAUUUUGGAUUCAUAUGAAGAAUGCCGUGGCCCACCACGUUUAUUCACAUUGGAUAAGUUUGAUGUUGCUGGUGCUGGCGCCUCCUUGAAACGAUAUUCAGAUCCCUCUUUCUUCAAGACAGAACAUUCCUCAGACAUGAUAGAAACUGAUACUAUGAUAGAAAAGAGGCCCCGAAAAUUUAAGAAAAAAACUUUGCGGUGGAGGAAAGGGGAAACACUUGAAUCAUUGCUUAUCGCAAACUCUGAAUCUCACACUACCCCAAAGGAUCAAUCUUCUAGAAAAGUUCCACCAAGGACAACAAAGUUGAAAUACAGAUAUCCUCGGGAUUCUGACCAUAAGACCAUCAGCAGAAUGUGCAGGGAGCAUAUGCAAGAAAUAAUCUUAUCACAACAAAAGAUCUUCUCCAACUAUUCUUCGAGACACUACCAUGCAAAAUUUAGAUCAAUUGACUCAAGUGAAACAACAUCCUCAUUUGGAGAAGAUAAUUUCAAUACCCGUGUUCAAUCUUCUGCUAAACUUGAACUGACUAAGGUUGUUCCAAUAAAUGAGUUUGAUACCAUGGGGAUUAAUUCUACACACAUUAAUGGUUCAGAUGGCCUGGCGGCCCUGGAGGCAGAUGGUGGGCAAUUACAGGUUACACAGCAUGAUCCUAACAAAGUGGAAGAUGUCUGCAAGAGGUCUCUUAUGAAACAAAAUGCCAUGUUCUCCAACUCAGAUAGGAUGCAUUCAGUGCAGAAAGAGAAUCUUCUAUCAGCUGUGGUCCCUACUGAUCAAAAUGGUGAUCUUUGCAGGCCUGAUGACACUGGUACUGAUCAAGAGAACUUCGUUGAUGCUCUUAAUAACAUUGAAUCAGAGGGUGAAGCACAUGCUGAGAUGAAAAUUAAAAGGGAACUUGGUGCCAGGAUGGAAUUGGAUGGAUUGAACUUUCACCAUGAUGAAGGUGAAAAUGAACUGCACAUGGAGUUUUCAGAACUAGGUCAUGUAAUAGACUCAUCACCAUGUUUGAGUGAUUCAUGCUAUGGUGGAGAACGAGAGCGUGCAAUAUCCUCUAAUGGAAAAAUGAGUGAAGAGCCUUGUAAUGAUGUUGACCUAAUGGAAAUGGAUGUCAGCUCAUCAUCUAGUGUACUCUCUGAUGACAGUGAUGUUGUCGGGACCAAUGGUAAUAUGAAUGGUUUUCAACAAUACCAGAAUGCAUCUUUGUCCAAUGAUUAUCAUGCUAUGACUGCCCAUAGUUCUGAUAAACAGUUGUCCCAGAAAUCUAGUGGCCUGGAUGGUUAUUGUCAUGACAUGCUAGGUUCCUCUAUCAAUAGUGAUAAUUGCAUUGAAAAGCCAUAUCACUCAGUGGAGGAUGAUCAAACCUUUGCACCUGAUGGUACUUCUAUGAUAUUGGGCAGCCAUAAUGAUGUUUCACAAAAUGAUGAAGAAAUUGAAGUUAGAAAUGCUGAUGAUUCAUUGCUCCACUCUACCAUUUCCAAUCAAGAAGAACAUAGGUCCAAUAACCAGCUUGAAGGGGUGGGUGUACACACAAGCACUUCAUCUGGACAAGUGAACUCUUUCCCUAACAUGGAUCCUGCUAUGUGCAAGAAGGACUUGGCGUCGAACAAUGUUGCAGUUCCUAAAGAAAUUGAUGCAAAUACACCCUCAACAGGUUUAAAUACUGAUUGUACCCACAAGCAUGUCGACGAGUUUGAUUCAGGAGAUGCACCAAUCAAGUCAAGCAUGCAGAAUGCUCCAUUGUAUGAAUCGGAUGAUGAUGACAUUGCCGAAGAAUUGAACUCUCUACCAGAAGAUGAUCUAUAUAAGUAUGAUGUAGAGGAUCUAUACAAGCAUGUCCCAAAGGAUGAUGAAAUAGUUGUGCUAGGAAAAGGGCCUUCCACUAGGGCCAAAAGGCCCAAAACACAUCAAGAGGACCUUAUGCAACUCUCUGCUGUGCCUGGCCACUUUUCUUAUGGUCAAGAGCUCCCAGGAUUGACUGAAGCUGUAUCAAGUCCUCGAGAAGAAGAAGAAGAUGGAGAAGGAGAAGAAAAUCAUGCAGAUGAGGUACUCAUGCCCUCUUGCCCUGAUUUGAAUGAUGAGAAGAAACCAACGCUGGCCGAGGUCCUACUAGCUUGCAGUAACGCCACUCUACUUGACACUAGCAGUUCCUGUUCGGAGCAUGAUGAAUCUACUGAAACGGGAAAAAUUGCAAAAAGUGAUGAAGUUUUGGUCAAUGUUGAGGUUGCAGAAGAAUCCAUUACUGGCAGUUUUGCUGAUGACAUGGUACCUUUUGAAGAGGAUCUUCAUGAUGGUGCCAAAUAUGCUGACAAAGCAGAAUUUGUGGCUACAAAUUCUAGGGAGGAAAACUCUAGUCAUGAUGUGCAAGUACAGUCUAGUUCCCCUUGCAGGGAGGAGUUGGAAACAGUGAAAGCUCCCUGUGAAAAUGUUGGGUCAUUAGAUGAAUCACAAGAGUAUAGCUUCGAGAAAAGCAUGUGGCCGGCAAACAAUCUUCCCCAGCAUAUUGUUAUAAAAAGUACAGGUGAAGCAUGUAGUGAUAUUGAUGGUAUUCAACAUCUUUCAGCAUCGCCUUGUCAAAAAAUUCCUGUUUGUCAAGAGGAAUUACCAGAAGAGACCAGUCGUAAAGCUGAAGUUCCAUAUCAUUGUGAUUUGGAGAAGGAUGGUUCAGUAAUCUUGAACAGUAAAAUGGUGGAAGAACAACCAGAAAAUAUUGAUUUGGUGGGGGAGUCUUGUGCUCAAGAUUCUUUUGGUACAAACCCAUUCAUGGAUCCUGGGUACAAAGCGAAUCAUGCUCUAACUGAUCCAUGUCCUAGCUAUCAACCAAGCUUCUCUGAAGAAGAGCAGGAUUUUAUUUCAGAACUAUUAGUCCAGCAUGGUAAUAUGGGAAUAAUUGAAGACCUGAAUCCAGUUGUUGAUCCCCUUUGGGAAUCUGCAACUCCACCUGAUGAGGCGCCAUUGCCAUCGGAAGUUAUGAGUGAAGAGGACUUCAGAUCGUUUUGCCAUGAAUACCACGAGAUAGAUUUUACAGCAGAACUUGAAAGUUUUAAUGAUAAACCAGCCUCAGAUUCUAUUGAUAUCUCAAAUAGUUUUGUGACCAGCGAAUCGGAGCUCCCCUAUUGUGCCUCUGCAGUAUGGACAGGACUGGAUCAGGAGGAAGCCAGAGAUGCUCCAGGUGAUACAUCAAUGCACGUUUCUGCCAUAGAGGGUCCUGAUGACGGGGCAGCAAAAUCUGACUUAAAAUCUGAUGAGCCCUUCAUCGAUGAGAAAAUUCCUGAAUUAGGAGUUCCUUCUGUUCCAAUGGAACUAGAGGUUGAACAACAUGGCUUGCAUGAGGUUGAUUCUCAUAGUACUUCCCAGUUGUUGGAAAGUGACAAGAUCGACGAAACAUGUAGCUCUCCUUCAGACAACAGUAUUACAGAGAAAGAAAUACAUGAAAACUGUGCCAAUCUUGUUUCAAAUGCUUUCAUUAAUGAAAGGAUAAAUGAGCUAGCAGUUCCUCUGAGUAACUCUGUAUCGCUUGAACCAACAGAAGAAGCUCAUAGCUCGAAUGAUGAUAGUUACCAAGAUCCAUGGCCUUCGACCAGUGAGGGGAUGGAUGAAGUGGAUGACAAUUCAUUGAGCAAACUAAUUCAAGCCCAGGGAUCAGAAGUCCUUGUUUUAGGUGAAUUUGAUUCUCAAGUUGUUCCAUCUUCCUCUGUUAAGAUAGAUCAUGUAGCUGUCCCUCCUUUGAGUACUGUUCUUGAAGCAGAACAGGUACCAGAAGAUUGUAUAUCAGUUGAACAUAAUUCUCAAAUCACCAAAUCUUCUUUGGUUGAUGAGGAGACAGAUGAAUUGGAUGAUUCCUCUCCAUUGAGCACUGCUCAUCUAGUGGAAGUGGAAAGAGAAGUUUGUGUCCCAGGCGAAUCUGCUCCUCAAAUUGCUUCAUAUUCUCCAAGUAACGACAAAGUAGAUGAACCCAAUUUCUCUCCUUUGAGCAGUUCUGUGUUAAUAAAACUUGAGUCAGAAGACAAUGUCUCUGGUGAUCUUGAUUCCCAUAUCAUUCCAUGCUCUUCUGUUAAUGUUAAGACUAAUGAACCAGAUACUGAUACAUCAACAAAUGUUCUUCCGGUGGAGUUAGAGCAGGAAGUGUGUUCAUCCCUAGAAUUUGUUUCUCAAAUUGCCCCAUGUUCCUUGAAUGAUGAUAAGGUUUGUGAGCUAGAUGGAUCUCCAUCCAAGCAAUUGGAAUCAGAGAAGGGAUCUUAUUGCUCACCUAAAGUUGAUCGCCAAAUUGCACUGUAUUCUUCAGUUGUACUGGCUGAGACAUCAACAAUGCCUUCUGCUAGGGCCAUGCCAAGUACCAAGGAAACAUAUCGAUUGUUAUCUCCUGUUCCACCACCCAGUGAACCAUUUCCAGAUAUUUCUUGUGAAGAUCCUCAAAAACCACCACCUCUCCCUCCUCUUCUAUGGAGACUCGGAAAGCCUCGCCUAGGAAUUGCGAGUACAAAAGACCAUAUGCCCGAGCCUGAGGGGGGGAAAAAUCCUGUUUUGCAUACUUCAGACACAGAGAUGGAUAAUAUGCCAGGUACACCAAGUGGAAUGACCGAAUCAGUAGAGCCAGUUUCCUGUCAAGAGAUCAACGAGAGGCAUCUGGAUCCUAUAUUAGACAAUAAUGAUCAAGGGGUAGAAUCCAGAAGGUUGUCUACACUUCUGACUGUAAAUGAUGUUGCAGGGACCGAACAUGUCCAGUUAUUUCCGGAGGAUUGUGAAAACAUUAAUCAUCAAGAGCAUGUGUCUUCAUCAGAAACAGAUGUAGAGGAACAUCAUAAUGGCACUGGGAUUACAGAUGUAACGAAUUCACACCCAUCGAAACCAUUGUUUUUAAAUCUGUUAUAUGAACAUGCAGUUAGCCAGCAGGGUCUUCAGGGGUCCGUUUUUCCUUUAGAUGAUUCGGACAGUAAUGAACAUGCCAGUUAUCGAGCUGUAUCAGAGGAUGAAAGAACAGUGGAUAAUCACAAUGCUGCAUGUGCCAUGGACUUACACUCGAAAAGUUCUCCAACAUCUGGGCAUGUUUCAGAGAAUGAGUGUAACCAGCAACCUCAUGGUGAAUCACUCUCAGCGACUUCAGUUGAUAAAGAGCAUACUUCAGAUGCACCAUGCGAGGACAACAAACUAAAAGAUCAUUUUAUCACGAGCGAGGCAUGUUCAUAUGCAACAAAUCUUCCUGCGUCAGGCUUGCUGACGGAAGAAGGAAGUAUCCAUAAUGGGGAGAGUCAGGAUGAAGGCCCAUUACCUAGUGAAGAAUCAUCAGGGUGUCUAGAUUACCCACACUAUGACCACAGAUUGGAGAAAGAAGACAUACACCGGCCAGAUGGUUAUGCAGCAACCCCUAGUGAUAAUAACUACCUUAAAAGCCCUCAGGAAGGUGGCUAUUCACAUGCCGAGCAGCCACCAGUCAUUGGGUGGACUGUGAGACCCCAGAUGCUUCAUCCAAAUUAUGGCAUAUCAAUGGAAGAGAACCAAUUUGAACCCAAGGUUGAAGAUCAUCUACUAAUCAAGAAGCCAAUUUCAAUUAGAAAUAUCCCAAGGAAUCCACUGGUUGAUGCUGUUGUUGCCCAUGAUAGAAGCACGAUGCGAAAGAUUUCAGAACUUGUGCCUCCAACUGAUAAGACAAAACCCAAUGAGAGAAACCUGUUGCUAGAGCAGAUAAGGAACAAGACCUUCAACCUGAAACCGGUGAGUUCAGCGAAGCCGACAACCAUCAGAACCCCUCCUAGAGCCUCAACAAGAAACUUGAAAGUUGCUGCCAUAAUAGAGAAAGCGAAUGCCAUACGCCAGGCAGUGGGAAGCGAUGAUGAGGAUGGAGAUAAUUGGAGUGAGUCGAGUGACACAUGAAAGUGCACAUUUUGCCCCAUUUUUGUGGCUGGAAGGUGCCGAGGCAUCAACAAGUUGCUGGACAAGCUGCACAGCCAUCUCAUCUUUUGGAUAGCGUUGCUAGUUGUGUGUAUAGUAUAUGCCCAUACGUUUUGUCUCUUUUUUUUUUUUGGCAAUUCUUUUGGUCCGCAUUGUAUGUAUAACUUGCCUCUCCCAGCAGCAAAUGCUGCUGAUGGUAGUCAUGUUCCGAGGAGGGCAGUAUUAUUCAGGUUUAUGUAAAUUAUCAAUCUGUUGUUCUAGUUAAAAAAGCUGAUUUAUC
Messenger RNA from Oryza brachyantha (malo sina), 6740 nucleotides. RefSeq names its product SCAR-like protein 1. Gene Ontology annotation, biological process: actin cytoskeleton organization; positive regulation of Arp2/3 complex-mediated actin nucleation. The transcript is spliced from 11 exons. Gene Ontology annotation, cellular component: cytoskeleton. Gene Ontology annotation, molecular function: actin binding; Arp2/3 complex binding; protein kinase A regulatory subunit binding. The record is from RefSeq and is a predicted model, not a curated record. Bases 197 to 6442 code for a protein of 2081 amino acids. NCBI's taxonomy places the organism in Eukaryota, Viridiplantae, Streptophyta, Magnoliopsida, Poales, Poaceae.